Messenger RNA from Bursaphelenchus okinawaensis, 3611 nucleotides. The record is from the annotation of a GenBank genome assembly. Lineage: Eukaryota; Metazoa; Nematoda; Chromadorea; Rhabditida; Aphelenchoididae.
AUGCCGUCAGUUGAGAGUGUUUGUUUCUACCAAGACAAUAGAACUUUGGACGGAAGCUCGAUUGACAAGCUUUUUUAUGCUUUCCCUGCCGUCAAAAAAUUAGAGCUUCAAUACGAGAACCACGAUGAAAGUAAGUGUUUAUAGGUAUUGAUUUUUACUAUAUAUUAAUGCUACGGUAGCUACUCAAAAAAAUAAAUAUAUAUACUAUAACAUAGUGUCGAAAAAAUUCUUGUCGUUUUGUAACGUGUAGAAUCUCACAGAUUGAUUACAAAACCUUUUAGGCGCUUAAAUAUUAGUUUGAACCAAAAGUAGCGGAACAUUUUAGCUGAAAAAUAAAUAAAACAGUGUCCCACUACUUUUGGUUCAAUUUGAUAUUACGCAACAUCGUACCAUAAGUUAAUCAUUUCAAAUGUGUUACUGUAAAACUUGUUUGUUUCAGCCUCCAGCCUUCAAUUGUUCACUCAAAUUGGUAUUGCGUUCAGAAUCCUGAAGAAAUUAGACUGGAAGCAAAGACAUGUUUUUGUUCGUUUCAGUGUCGACUGUGACAGGUUAACUAGUAAAGCCUUUGCCGACCAGAUUUCAAAGCAUCUGGGUUACAAAUGCUAUUAUUUAAUGCCUUUUCAUGUUCUCCUACUAAGAGUGAAGAAGUCUAACGUCACGUUGCAGUUGGAUGUGAAAACUUCCUAUGUGUUUAAAACAGGUUUUUUGUAAGACUCGAGCAAGCUCAGACGACACAGUGUACAUAAAAAAAAAUUUUUUUUUGGUUUUGCACUAAUGACUUGUCUAGCAGUGCUAAUUAACAUGCAAUAAAUUUUCAUGUUCUCCUACUAAAAGUGAAGAAGCCUAACGUCGCGUUGCAGUUGGAUGUGAACAUUUAAUACGAUUAGUUUGAUGUUAUUGGAAUAAACGAUCAUUUCAUUUUGGCUUUUAAAUAUUUUUUUUUGUUUUUUACCUAUCAGACACUAACAAGGAAAAUACCUAACCUGCCCCGGUCAAAACCAGCUCAAAAUUUUUAUACGAAUUUUUUGUACCACCAAUAGUACACAUAAAACUUUUUAGCGUGCCUUUUUGAGAUUUAAGUUUAAAAUAUUUGAAUUUCCCACCAAUUUGGCAACUUUGGCAUUGUGUUUCAAGCACUUUUUUCGAUUUUCCAGACAAGCCACGCUUACAGAUUUAAAAGUGUAGGUUUAUUUAAAGGUUUUCUACUAGCAUAUCAAAGAGAAAUUUCUAAAAGUCAAAAAAUUACAGUUAUAAUCUUAAAACACAAUGCUAAUUUGGCGGUAACUUUAAAAUUUUAUUUUCUGGUUUCGAUUUUCUCAAGAUUUCCGCGAUGUAUGGCUUUUCUGAGGGCGUUAAAUUGACAUGAUCUUACUAUAUAAAAAGUUUGAAGUCAAUUGGUCAGAUAGGGCAUUUGCCUUGUAAGAUAACUUUUUUCAGUUGCUUAAUAAGGCCAUGCAUAUUGUGGCCAGGUUCUAGUCAAGACCAGGUGAAAAAUCGGAAUUAUGUCAAGCACGAGUCAGAAGUAAUUUAUUUCUUUUUCAAAUUAGGUAUAAAAAAGCUCAAUUCCGACCAAAUUGGGCAUGAAAAAUUAAAAAUUGUUUUUAAGUUUUGGUUAUUGCCUGAGGGUUUAGUUUCAAAACUUACAAUAUAUGUUGAAACAAAAGUAGUGGGACACUUUUCCUUUAUUUUAAAAAAACACCGCUCUAAAUUUAUUUAAAUUUGCAUAAUUUCAAAAUUUUUAAUUUUUUCAAAAACAAUUUCGAAAGCUCCACGUAAUUUUGAAAAUUUAAAAUCAAAAAAGUCGUUUUCUUCUCAUUUCUUCUUGUGUGCUCCAUCUGGACGAUCGUGACUACAAUGGGCUGUAAUUUCAGUCACGGCCUGUCCCUGAAAGUUGUAGGGUCAAGGCUAAUCGUGUUGAUAAAGUUGAUGAGGAUGCUCAAGUUGAUCAUGUGGAUCAUGUGAAAGUGGAUCAGGUUGAUGAAUAUGGUCAGGGGGAUCAUGUAAAGGUAGAUGAGGUUGAUGAGGAUGAUGAGGUGGAUGAAGAUGUUCAGAUGGAUGAGGUUCUCCAGAUGGAUAAGAUUCUCCAGACGGUGAAUAACGUUCUAAAAAUGGAUAAGGAUGCUAUUGCAGAGCUUGUACAGAUGUGUGCGACUGAGACUAUUGAAGUUCCGAAUUUUGGGUAUGAGGAUUAUCUGAUGGGCGAAGUUCAAGCCAUUGCUGUGGCUGAUCAAGCUGCUAAGUUAAGUCAUUUCAAGAUAGUUUUUGAUAUAUUUAAGCUUUGAAUUUGAUUAAGAGAUGAUAGGCCUAAGGAGUGUAUACAUAAGCUAGGUGAAGUUAAAGUAGUGUAUCAAUUUCUUUUUAGACCGACGAAGAAUACAAUGCUUUUAUAAAGGAUGCCUUCUUCUUCUACAUCAUUAUUACCAGCCCCACACUCAACCUCGACAUCGUGUUUGAGACUUUUGACGGAAGGACCAAAAGGUAUCACGAAAGCUUGGACAAGUUGGUAGCAAAUUUCCCACUCGCUAACUCCGAACCCUAUUUUGUUGGUGUUCAAAUCAAUGCGUACGAUACAUGCGAAUGGACCCCUUGUCUACUUGAUUUGCUCGCCACGUAUCGUUUUUAUAUAGAAAAAACUGUAAAAUAUUUUUUUAAACUUUUUAAAAUUUUUUUAAUUCAAAGAAAACAAAUUUAACUGUUAUAGUAGCAUUGUUUUUAGGAACUUUCAAAAGAAUUGUAAUUACGGUCUCUUCGAUGCAUCAAUAUCCGCUGAUUGCACCAUUUGUCGACUUCUACAACAAGCUGGCUUCUAUGACUGAAGUCUUGCAAGUUGACACUCCUGAAUGUCUGAGCCAUUUUUUGGGUAUGAAAAUCGAACGCUUAUGUCUAUGCAAAGCAAGGUUCAAUUACUCGUGUAAGUGUUUGACAAUAUGAAGCCCUAAUCCAAACCCGGAGCCCAUAGCAUCUCACCCGGAGCCCAUAGCCCCUAAGCCAAGGCCCUAGUAGAGACUUAGUACAAGGCCUAGUCCUAGCCCCAGCUCUAGCCUUAUUGUUUGUUUUCAGCUUGGCUGCCAUUAAAACAAGCAAACGUGAGAUAUUUAAAAUUUUCACACCACGAGUAUCUGGACGAGCUGAAGCGUGACAAGCUUGUGCUGCCAUCAGUUACAACUGUAGAUUUUGAAAGACCAGACUUUGAUAAGUUUGAUGGAACCUCACUUCUCCGCAACCUUUUUGACGUUUUCCCUUCCCUGUAGUUAUUGGACUUGAAGUACGAGAACUUCAAAAAAAGUAAGCUUUUGUAAAGAUAGUACGAAUACUUUAUAGUACAACUGUAAAACUUGUUUGUUUCAGUUCAAAGACCUCAAUUCUACGUCAAGAUUGGCGUUAUGAUCAGGUUGUUGGAGAAGUUGGACAGGAAGAAUGGUCUGGUUGUAACCUUUUAUAUCCAUGAUGAGUUCAUUAGCAAAGACUUUGCUAAAAAAAUUUCACAGCGUUUGGGUAACAAAUGCCGUUAUAACACCUACUAUCACGAGGUUCGCAUGAAUGUGCAGAAGCGUAACCUGGACGUGCGUUUGGUUGUCAGACCUUUAACGCAAAUAAAUUUAGCUAAAUAA